Spinacia oleracea (spinach) is the source of this 839-nucleotide messenger RNA. Its product is annotated as UPF0161 protein At3g09310. The coding region runs from base 65 to 535 and encodes 156 amino acids. The record is from RefSeq and is a predicted model, not a curated record. The transcript has 5 exons. Lineage: Eukaryota; Viridiplantae; Streptophyta; Magnoliopsida; Caryophyllales; Amaranthaceae.
GGUGAUGUACCAAAGCUAACAAGCAACAACCAAAUUAGACAGUGCUCUAGUAGAACCCAAAAAAAUGGCGGCUAUUCAAUCUCUAACUUUCUUCCGCUUCCAUUCUUCUUCAGAUAUUUAUCCUCUAUCUUUAAGCUCUUCCCCUUCCCUUAAAUUCCCUAAACACAUCAAAAUUUACAACUCCCAGCUGCACAAUUUCCCCACUUCAAGUAAAAAGUUUCAGCGACGUUUCUCUCCAAUUUUGAAUAAAAUUGAGCCUGACCCAGAUGAGGAAGAGGAAGUGCAGCAGAGUACAGGAGUUAAAGCUGCAUUAUCAAUGCUUAAUUUCUACAAGAGAGAAAUAUCACCAUUGAUGCCAAAGAGUUGCCGUUAUGUGCCGUCUUGUAGCGAAUAUUCGAUGAUUGCUUACAAGAAAUAUGGGGUUGCUAAGGGUACUAUCUUGACUGCUUGGCGCCUUUGUCGCUGCAACCCGCUUGGUGGAUCCGGCUUUGAUCCCCCAAGAUGGUUUGGCGAAGAGAGGGCAUCAGAGGAGUGAAACCUUUGAUUGUCUUCAUACAAAUAGCAAGGAGCAGCAGUGCAAGCAGCAACAACAAUGAUCAUGUUCAACCAGCAGUACAACAUUCUAGAAGCUUCCCACAUGAUCAGUUUCAUCACACACCUACAGCUCUAACAACUUGCCUUAAAUCUAGGGAGUCAGUUAGUCAUUCUGUUAGGCUGCAUCCUUGUGUACAUAUAGAGUGCUCUCAUUGGAUGCAACACAUCAUCCUUAGAAUGUAUAUAUAUUAUUCUUGCUGUACGAAUUCAAUCAUAAAUCAAAUAAUAGAAUUCUGUUUGAUCAA